Messenger RNA from Colletotrichum chrysophilum, 786 nucleotides. RefSeq lists its product as uncharacterized. The transcript has a single exon. Lineage: Eukaryota; Fungi; Ascomycota; Sordariomycetes; Glomerellales; Glomerellaceae. The record is from RefSeq and is a predicted model, not a curated record. Bases 1 to 786 code for a protein of 261 amino acids.
AUGUCCCGGAUCUCGCGUGGCAUAUGCGAGGCCGUCAUGCAAGCAGAGAUUCGCCCCAUGCCUCGCAGCUGGAAAGACGCCAUCCCAGAGCUCGGCAACUUCACAUACCCCGAGUUCUUCGACCGCCACAGGGGACAGAUCAUCGACGAGUAUCUCCGAUUCUACUGCCAGUUCCACAACAGAACGCCCAGGUCGUCUCGCGAUGUACAGUAUCCGAUCCGUCGUGGCGGCCGUGGCCCCCGCCUAUUCGACUACAAGGAACAGCUGGAAGAGUUCGCUCUCAUGUGUGUCAGGAACCGCAUCCCCCUCCGCAACUGGGACGACAUCGUGGCGCAAUUCAGAGGCGCAGGCCACGACCCAAGAGACCUCGGCUACCACAAGUACUACAUCCUCGACUGCUUUCUCUUCCACUGGAGCGAGUCCGUCUGCAAGAACCGCGUUCAGUUGCAGAUCUUCAUGCCGAAUGGGACCGUCUCCAUGCACGGCACCAGGGGCUCAGUGCAUGUCACUGCUGAGAUGCACAGCUCGAGGCCGAGCAUCUCGAAGCGGUACAUUGAGCGCAUAGGUCUGAAUCAACAAGUUGGCGAAGUUGUCUUUCUCGAUUUUCGUGUCGUGGACACUAAUUACAUGGGAAAUACCCAGCGGAUGGCCUUUGAGGUGUUGGAUGCGGAGGAGGCGAUGGACAUGUAUGCGGACGGCGUGUCGAUGACCACUAAUAUGGACCAGUGGACCAUUCCACGGCGGAACAUUGACUUUGGGGAGAUCGAAAUUCAGGAAUUGGAGUGA